Messenger RNA from Lytechinus pictus (painted urchin), 3693 nucleotides. RefSeq lists its product as uncharacterized. Gene Ontology annotation, biological process: protein polyubiquitination; SCF-dependent proteasomal ubiquitin-dependent protein catabolic process. The coding region runs from base 1276 to 2442 and encodes 388 amino acids. The record is from RefSeq and is a predicted model, not a curated record. Gene Ontology annotation, cellular component: SCF ubiquitin ligase complex. Gene Ontology annotation, molecular function: protein binding. NCBI's taxonomy places the organism in Eukaryota, Metazoa, Echinodermata, Echinoidea, Temnopleuroida, Toxopneustidae. The transcript is spliced from 4 exons.
GAUCAUAACAACAUUUCCUGACUUUACCAGGCCAUGUUUACAGUCCAACUGAACUGUGUCAUACUUUGCUUGAUUGAUGGUACUAGGUCUACAUUUUAGCAUUGUAACUAAUAAAGAGGUGAGGUUUGAAUAAAUGGGGAGGUGGGUUACCCUCAUGAAUUGAAUGCGCAAAGGCAAAACUUCGAAUUCAAUCGCCGCUUUAUAGGAGAACCGCAGGCGCAGGCUCAGAUGCGGGCGACCGCGCGACCGGGAGGCACUGUAGCCGGGCGAUGCCGAAGACAAAGUCUUUGGUCCUAACCCAGGGAGCUCCAGCCCGCGAAGCGCGAAUGGCCGGAGCUCCCUGGGCCGGGUUACGAAGACAUGAGACAGUAGAAAACGAAAGCGGCGAUUUAAUUCGAAGACGAAGCUCAGCUUUGCCUUUGAGGCUUUGUGCAUUCAAUUCAUGAGGGUACAGUGUGAAUCAGGGACAACUCGGACCACGGGCAUAUCUCUACUCUAAAAAAUUGUUCUUGCCCAACAGCAGACACAUUUUUUUAUCUAAAUUCAGUUUGUUUACUGGAAAGGAUAUUUUCUUAGGAUAUUUUCUUAUAGCCUUGGAGUCCAAGGCUAUAAGAAAAUAUCCUUUCCAGUUAACAAAUUGAAUUUAUGGGAUGGGGGAUGGGGAUGCUGCUCGCAUAUGAACUUACAAAUUCAAAUCUUAAAAAAUCUUGAGCCUCUUAUUUAAUGGAUUUUCAUUUCCUUCUCUAAUAUUUUUCUUUAUUUUAUCUGUUUUCCUUUAAACCGAUUAGGUUGAACCUCCCCUUUAAAAAAUUUGAGAGAGGGCAUUCAAAAUAAUAUAAAUUUCAAAUUUUCACAAAGAACCAAGAGCUGAAAAUAAAAAUUGAUGGCCAUUAAAAUAUUGAGUAAAUGCAAAUGGAAUUCACAUAAAUUCCCCUUUAAUAUUUAGGCAGAGCUUAAGCCUUACACCUCAUCAUGCCAAAGUGCCGAAAACUGAGUUAUAUGUGUGUAUCUAGACUAGAAUCUACUUAACAUCCAUAGUAUACUACAACAUGUGAUAUCGGCAAAACUCUUCAAAACAAACUAAAAAACCCACAAUGAUUAAUUUUUGUUUGCCUUUAUGUAGGUAAAUGGAUGAAGUCUAUAUUUUCAUCAGGAAGCUCUCCAUGUGUUUAGGACAAGGAUCAAGAUUUCUUUCUCCAAUAUGCGAAUGCAGAGAAAAAUUCACAUGACAAAUGAAAGUGCUUGAAAUCAAGACCAGCUGCAACCAAACCAGUUAUGUCGUAUUGUAUGAGAAAAAAGCGAAAAUUAAAUUGCGGACAGCCUUACAUCAGUCAUAGAAAAGCAAGAAGUAAACGGGAUUCAAAGCCACACCUGAAGGAACAGUGUGGUACAUCUUAUGAUAUGCCAGAUCAAAAUUUUGGAGCCUUGUUCUCCAGAUUGCCUUUGGAAUGCAAAGUAAGAAUAUUUUCCUUUCUAAGUGACACUGAUAAAUGUGAGGCUGCCAAAGUGUGUUCAGAAUGGGCUGGGGUAAUGAGAACACCACGUCUGUGGCAAGUGGCUGAUUUCACCUUUGCUUUGGCUCAAGGACAUCUCCCAAAGGAUAAGUGCGAAGCCAUCAAAUGUAUCAAGGAUAGGGCCACAAACUACAUCUAUCACUUUGUGUCAAGAGGAGCCCUGCUGCGUCACUUGUUCUUCCAGCUGGAUAUCAUCGAGGGCGAGGAAAUAUGGCUCAAGUUCCUGAUCUAUCUCCUCAAAAUGACCAACUCGCAUGAACUCAAGGUGGUCCAUGCAGAGUGGACAGCCUCUCCAGAAUUCAUGCCAUUUCAGGCACCGGAGAUUACCUGGAAAUCAGACAGGGUCAAAUCAUUCUUGUGCCUGCUGAUGACCCUCGGUGAGAUGUGCCCUUCCAUUGAAGAAAUCCAUACCCCUUUUGAUUGGUCUUUUUCUUCAGUCAAAUCACUCUCAACCUUCAAGCAGCUACACACAUUGGAGCUGGAUAAGUACUGGGUAUUUUCUGUCCUGAGAGAGGAGAACCUGAAUUACUUGCUGGAGAGCUUGCCGUGUCUGAAGAGGCUCAAGCUGAGUGUGAGUGUGCCAUUAAUCGGAAUGAUGUCUUUUCCACAAUACAUCAUGAGGUCAGAAUCACUGGAGGUGCUGGACAUCUCUAACAGUACUUGUUUCUUUCUAAGGAGUGUACAUCUACCAGCUUUAACAUCGCUAUCCACCUCAAGGAAUCGUUGGACUGGUCCAUUCUUGUCUAGAGAAGCCUUGAGAGUGCAUUGCCUCUACAACAUUCUAAAGACUGGUGCACCAAGACUAACUGUUUUUAACCAAUGCAUUGUGGGAGAUGACUGGAGGUCAAGGGUUACACAAGAGUUUGAGGAUGCCUUGAAAUCAAGUUGCUACUGCUCAAGCCAUAAACGAGGAAGCUUUCUAUUUUAGACCGAUACUCUUUGAACUACUCUAGUUUUUUAUGCAAUUUUUUUUUCAGAGAUUGUAGGGAAAUUCACAACAGAACAAUUAUUACAAGGUAAACCAAAUUUGGAAUAAAUGUAAAAUGUACAUCCAAAGUAUAAAGAUUUAUUUGUGGUUUCAGGAAUUUGUUUGAUGUUAGUAAAUGCCAUUAAGAUAAAUUUAAUGAGAGUGAUCUCUGCACCAAAAUCAAAGUCUUUUGUCUACUGAAAUUCAAAGGCAUAUUUUUUUUCUGUAAUCUACCGGUAGCAAUAUACAUGUAUUCUUACACAAGAUUUUAUCUUGUUUGAAAAUAUACCCAAUAUUAAUGCAUCCAAACAUAUAUGUAAAAUUUAGGGGACCAUUCCAUGAAAUUUGUUGGCACAGACUGAAUUGUCAGCUCUGAUAAUUUUGCUGAAAUUCUGGGUUUAGAUUGGUUGAAAAUCCUUGAUCUUGGACUGUUUUACAGCAACUGUUGGGGAAUGACACUGAAAACUUCAUGAAAUUGUAUGGGAUACAUGUAAUGAAGGCUUGCUGGGGGAAUUUGAUCUUGUAAAUACAAAAGUUUUCUGGGGAUUGUUUUCAUGAAAUAAACAACUAAUUUCAUUAACAAAUUUGCUAUGAUCCAAUCAAAUGCAAGGAUUUCAGUUGCUAGAUUAUUAAAUAACAAUAGUCAGUGAAAAUCACUAUUUGUUUUGUGAAAUUCUCCCUCUGUGUAUGAAAUUCUCAUCUCUGACAAACACAUUCUGUGCUGGUGCAGAUUCUCUCCAUUACAACAAAUGACCCAUGUUAAUUUUGUUUCCCUGAAUGUGGCUUCUGAAAUUCCCACCAAUUUUUACCACUCUUGUUAUAUCCCACUGUGGUCUCUUGACCCCAAAGAUUUGUACAUUGCAUGGGCAUGGUUAAGUGAUGCACUCUUUUUCAGUAUAGGGGGAGGGGGUAACGACACAAUAUAUCAUCUUCCCUGGUAAAGAAGUUCACUGCCAGUAGGACAUUGGUAAUACCCAGUAAAUUUAAUCUGUUAUAACAUUAUUGGGUGGCUGAUGGGCUGUGCAUCAUUAGACUAUGUGUAGCAUUUUAAAUUGAUACGCCAAUAUUUUAAACCUUUCUUAUAAUCAGGUGCAACAUACGUGUACAUGUACCUGUUAAACUCUUUUAUUACUAUUUUUAAAAUUCACAUAUAUUUUUAUAUAACUGUUGUCAUGACCUCUACUAAACAUUUCAAAAGUGCAAUUGACUGGA